This is a messenger RNA of Chlorocebus sabaeus (green monkey), 7362 nucleotides long. The record is from RefSeq and is a predicted model, not a curated record. NCBI's taxonomy places the organism in Eukaryota, Metazoa, Chordata, Mammalia, Primates, Cercopithecidae.
AAAGUUCCCCGUACGUGCGCCGUACGUGGGCGCGGUGCCCUAGCGCUCAGCGUUUCAGCGAGUGAGUGGGCUCCUUGCCGAGUUGAAGUCUGGGAGGGGCACUUUUCCAGGCCAUCGCGGCUCCCCCUGGCGGCAGACGUGCCGCGCUGGAGGGGCGCAGUCAGGCGUUCUCCGCGGGCAGCCGGCGGCGGGGCCUUGCCUUAGAGCGCGGGGUCCUCGGCGGCCUGGGUGGCUACUGCCCCUGCUGCUGUCGUAGGCGAGGACGGCUGUUAGUGCUGCUGCUGUUGGUUCGUCGCGGCGGCGAAGGAGGAGGAGGAAGAGGGCGAGGCGACAGGGGAAGAAGGAGGCAGGCGCGGCGGCAGCGGCGGCGCCCCGGGCCGGCGGAGGCGAGGGGGGGGGAAGAUGGCGGACGUGCUUAGCGUCUUGCGACAGUACAACAUCCAGAAGAAGGAGAUUGUGGUGAAGGGAGACGAAGUGAUCUUCGGGGAGUUCUCCUGGCCCAAGAAUGUGAAGACCAACUAUGUAGUUUGGGGGACUGGAAAGGAAGGCCAACCCAGAGAGUACUACACAUUGGAUUCCAUUUUAUUUCUACUUAAUAAUGUGCACCUUUCUCAUCCUGUUUAUGUCCGACGUGCAGCUACUGAAAAUAUUCCUGUGGUUAGAAGACCUGAUCGAAAAGAUCUACUUGGAUAUCUCAAUGGUGAAGCGUCAACAUCGGCAAGUAUAGACAGAAGCGCUCCCUUAGAAAUAGGUCUUCAGCGAUCUACUCAAGUCAAACGAGCUGCAGAUGAAGUUUUAGCAGAAGCAAAGAAACCACGAAUUGAGGAUGAAGAGUGUGUGCGCCUUGAUAAAGAGAGAUUGGCUGCCCGUUUGGAGGGUCACAAAGAAGGGAUUGUACAGACCGAACAGAUUAGGUCUUUGUCUGAAGCUAUGUCAGUGGAAAAAAUUGCUGCAAUCAAAGCCAAAAUUAUGGCUAAGAAAAGGUCUACUAUCAAGACUGAUCUAGAUGAUGACAUAACUGCCCUUAAACAGAGGAGUUUUGUGGAUGCUGAGGUAGAUGUGACCCGAGAUAUUGUCAGCAGAGAGAGAGUAUGGAGGACACGAACCACCAUCUUACAAAGCACAGGAAAGAAUUUUUCCAAGAACAUUUUUGCAAUUCUUCAAUCUGUAAAAGCCAGAGAAGAAGGGCGUGCACCUGAACAGCGACCAGCCCCAAAUGCAGCACCUGUGGAUCCUACUUUGCGCACCAAACAGCCUAUCCCAGCUGCCUAUAACAGAUACGAUCAGGAAAGAUUCAAAGGAAAAGAAGAAACGGAAGGCUUCAAAAUUGACACUAUGGGAACCUACCAUGGUAUGACACUGAAAUCUGUAACGGAGGGUGCAUCUGCACGGAAGACUCAGACUCCUGCAGCCCAGCCAGUACCAAGACCAGUUUCUCAAGCAAGACCUCCCCCAAAUCAGAAGAAAGGAUCUCGAACACCCAUUAUCAUAAUUCCUGCAGCUACCACCUCUUUAAUAACCAUGCUUAAUGCAAAAGACCUUCUACAGGACCUGAAAUUUGUCCCAUCAGAUGAAAAGAAGAAACAAGGUUGUCAACGAGAAAAUGAAACUCUAAUACAAAGAAGAAAAGACCAGAUGCAACCAGGGGGCACUGCAAUUAGUGUCACAGUACCUUAUAGAGUAGUAGACCAGCCCCUUAAACUUAUGCCUCAAGACUGGCCUCUCUUUUUCCUGAGACACUGCAGUAUUGAAAUUAAGCCAAUUAAUAACCCUACCGUGACCUCCGAGUGUUUAAAUGAAAGGAAGAGUUGCAUAUCUCUCAUUUUAAACCAAAAGUUAGACAUGAUUAAGCUUAGUAAGGAAGGCAUGUCAAAAGCUAAGACAGGCCAAAAGCUAGGCCUGUUAUGCCAAACAGUUAGCUAAGUUGUGAAUGCAAAGGAAAACUUCUUCAGGGAAAUUAAGUCUUACUUCAGUCAACACACAAAUAAUAAGAAAGCAAAGCAACCUUAUUGCUGAUAUGGGGAAAGCUUGGUUGGUAUGGAAAGCAGAUCAAACCAGCCAUAAUAUUCUGCUAAGCCAAAGCCUGAUCCUGAGCAAUGCCCUAACUCUCUUCAGUUCUAUAAGACUGAGAGAGGACAGAAUUCUGCAGAAGAGAAGUUGGAAGGUAGCAGUGGAUGGUUCAUGGAUUUAAGGAAGUAAGCCAUCUCUAUAACAAAGAAGUGUAAGGUGAAGCAGCAAGUGCUGAUAUAGAAGCUGCAGCAAGUUAUCCAGAAGAUAUGGCAAACAUUAUUGAUGAAGUUGACUACACUAAACAACACAUUUUCAUUGUAGAUGAAACAGCCUGUUAUUGGAGGAAGAUCCCAUCUGGUACUUUUAUAGUUGCGGAGAAGUCUGCUUUGGCUUCAAGACAUCAGAGGACAGACUGACUUUUUGGUUAGGGGCUAAUACAGCUGGGGACUUUGAGUUGCAACCAUUGGUAACUUACCAUUCUAAAUAUCUUAGGGCCGCUAAGAAUUAAGCUAAGUCUACUCUGCCUGUGCUUUAGAAAUGGAACAACAAAGCGUGAAUGUCAGCACAUCUGUUUACAGCAGGGUUCAGUGAAUAUUUUAAACCCAUGUUGAGACCUACUGCUCAGAAAGAAAGAUUCCUUUCAAAAUAUUAGUGCUGAAUGACAGUAUACUUAGUCACCCAAGAGCUCUGAUGGUGUUCAAGGAGACGAAUGUUGUUUUCAUGAUUACUAACACAUCUAUUCUUUAGCCCAUAGAUCAAGGAGUAAUUUAGACUUUUCAGGAUUUAUUAUUUAAGAAAUGAGUUUUGUAAGGCUGUAGCUGCUAUAUAUAGUGAUUCCUCUGAUGGAUCAGGGAAAAGUAAAUUGAAGCUUUUCUAGAUAAGAUUUACCAUUCUAGAUGCCAUUAAGAACAUUUGUGAUUAAUAGGAGGAAGUCAAAAUAUUAACAUAACCAGAGUUUAGAAGAAGUUGAUUCCUACCUUCAUGGUUCAUAGAUGACUUUGAGGGGUUUAAGACUUCAGUGGAGGAGAUAAAAAUAGGGUGUGGAAAUAGCAAGUGAACUAGCAUUAGAAGUGGAGCUUGAAGAUGUGACUGAAAUGCUGCACUCUUAUGCUGGAACUUGAAUGGAUGAGGAGUUCCUUCUUACAGAUGAACAAAGAAAGUGGUUUUUUUGAGAUGGAAUUCACUCCAGUGAGCACUUUUGUGAAAAUGCUGUAAACAUUGUUGAAAUGACAUCAAAGGAUUUAGAACAUGACAUAAAGCAUCAGAAUUUGAGAGGAUUAACUCCAAUUUUAAAGGAAGUUCUUCUGUAAGUAAAAUGCUGUCAAAUAUUAUCCCAUACUUCAGAGAAAUCUUUUGUGAAAGGCAGAGUCAAUCAGUGCAGCAAACUUCAUUGUUGUCUUACUUUCAGAAAUCGCUAUAGCCACCCUAACCUUCAUCAACCACCACACCCUAUUCAGUCAAUGGCCAUCAACAUUGAGGCAUAAUCCUACACCAGCAAAAAAAUUAGGACUUGCCAAAGGCUCAGAUUGUUAGCUUUUUUUUUUUAGCAAGAAAGUACAUUUUAAUUAAGGCAUGUACAUUGUUUUUUAGACAUAAUGCUAUUGCACACUUCAUAUAGACUCUGAUAUGGUGUUAAUGUAACUUUUAUAUGCAAUGAGGUAGGAAAUAUGUGUAACUCACUGUAUUAUGAUACUUACUUUAUUGCGGUGGUCUGGAACUGAACCCACAAUAUCUCCAAGGUAUGGUUGCACUCUUGUAUUUCUGUGAUAACCUCCCACCCUUAUAGUCUUUUCUUAUUGUCCUUCACUGGACCAUGUGUAUUUUAUCUUACCUUAUUCCUCAUUUUAGUCUCCAGUGGCUGGCAUGUAUAAACCCUGAAUGUUUUUAAAGAUAAUAUUUUAAAAGAUCACUUUAGUUAUAAUGUGGCUUCAGUUGAUAGAAGAAAGUUUUUUUUUUUGGUUUUUUUUUUUAAAUUUUGAAUAAAAAAAUGAUUACUUCUCUCCACCCCCUCUGUAGUUAAAGCCUUCCAUCUGAAGUAUGAUGAAGUUCGUCUGGAUCCAAAUGUUCAGAAAUGGGAUGUAACAGUGUUAGAACUCAGCUAUCACAAACGUCAUUUGGAUAGACCAGUGUUCUUACGAUUUUGGGAAACAUUGGACAGGUACAUGGUAAAGCAUAAAUCCCACUUGAGAUUCUGAAUUGUUUGGCUCCUCCAUUUCUGGAAAUUGAGACUCAAGCUUUAUGAAUUUAUCAAGAACUUAAAAAUGAAGAAGGUCACAGAUUGAUCUUUUAUAAGACCUUAUUUGAUGCUUUGUGCUUCAAGGAGAUGAUGCCUGUCAUCCAUAUAAGCAAACUUUUUGGCUUACAACUAUUUUUUUAAUAUUAGCCUUCUAGUCUGUAAUGGAAAUUGUAUAUUUUGAUAGAAGUUUUUUCUCCAUUGGUUAAAUUAGCAUUACUUAAAAUUUGUUUUAGAAAAUAAAUGCAGGUUAUAAAUGUGUGUAUAUUUAGAGAUUAUAAGGCUCUCUGAGCCAUCUUCUGAUUUUUCAUUGCUCUAUAAUUCUUUUUACUAAAAAUACUAUGUUGUGAAUGGUAUUAAAUUUUAGUCUCUGGAACAUCCAAAACCAAGCAAAGGGAUGUGACUAUUUUGAAUGAAUCAAAAUGUCAAAACCUGUAUGUACACUAUAUCUACACUUACUCUUUAUUUAAAAAGAAUGAUGAAAAAUCAAGAACAAUUCUUCAAUUUGAACUGUUCAGCCUUUCCAAGAUUUCUUUAUUUACAAAUGAUUACAUUUAAAUGAAUGCACAUUCUCACUGACUUUGGUGAUUUUGAAACCUAGAAUGAUGUGUUUCUAUCUGUGAUAUCUUUCCAUUUGAAAAAAAUCUCAAAACACAGAUUAAAACCACAAUAGGCUGUAGUAUUUUUUAUUUUGGGAGCCAGAGUAUGAUUUGGGGAAAGAAUAUGUAUCAACCCUAUUGCAGUAUAACUUUAAGCUACUUUUUUCUUUAGUCCACCUUUGAUUCUAAUUUUUAUGGUAUAGGAUUUUGAAUCUUCUAUUUUAGGCUUGUCAGUCUUGGAGUUCUUAUCUUCCACUAUCCCUAAAUAUUGAUAAACUCCUAGGCACCAAAGAAAACAUUUGCUUAAUUGUCUGAAAAGAAACAAGAGAAAAACACUGGUAUUUUUAUGUGUGUAUUCAAUAUGGUGUAAAAUAUGAAAACUAUAUUUUAACUUAGUAAAAUAUUUUACUAUUUCUCUACUUUAGAUAAAAUGUUGCAUCCAAGGUACAUCAAGUGACCAUUUUCCUUGAACCUUUUUUUUUUUUUUUUAAACUUAAAAGCAACUAGGAAGCUUUGCUUUCCUAAACUGUUUUUGCCAUUGGAAUUUUUGCUGAUCACAGUCUUAUGUCAUUUUUUUCCUCCAUUUUUAUUCCCAGCAGUUUUCUCCAAGGUUAACAUAUUUUUGGUAAACAGGCCUUUCAUAGGUAUUAAGCUGACAUUAUCUAGCUUCUUAAUGAAAUUUAACACUGUCACAAAAAUGGGAAGUUACUAUUUUUUAAGUAGUCACAUAGUUCAUACCACUAGUAACUAGAAAAGAUGUUUAUUCACGUGGUAUUUACGAGGCUCUUCAGAAGAGAACAGUCAGCAUUUUAAAUUACUAGAUUUUAGCAUACUUACAAGGUUUGAACAGAUUCUACCCCUAUUUUCCUACCUUCUUAGCAUCUUCUUUCCUUAAAGAUAAAAGAAAAAUUUGUUCACAUUAGGCUUUCUUAGCAUAUAAAUCUGUUUCCAAAAUAAAUUACAUGUUGUGUAAACUUUCUCCAUGAUGAAAUAGUCAAGGACCAGAAUCUGUGAUAUUUUUAUGUAAGAUUACUUGUCAAGACUACUACAAGUCAAUAUGAACUACCUUCCCAUAAAGAUUUUUGGUAUUUGUACUUAUUUAUGAACUUUACUGGAUACGGAAUAUGGUUAAAAUUAGGAACAUCUACUUUGAACGAGGUUUAUUUUUCUAUUUUGAAUUUGCCUUAUGUAUAUUCAAAGGCUUAUGGAAAUACUGUAAAGGAACAUUAGGAAAAGGACAAAUAUGCUGUAACCAUCUAUCUUAAAAUCAGACCCUUAGUAUAAGUACCUCUUUUCUCUUUUUCUCUUUGAUAAUUUAGUCACUUAUUUAGGUCCAUGUGAUUAAUUUCAUUCCAUUAUUUUUUAGCUGUUUAUGCUAAAAAACAAAAAUUUUCAGCCAGUCCCUAUUUAUUCCCCCAUGCCAUGGUCCUAUAUAGCAGUACUUAACACAGUGCCUUGCACAUAGUAGGCAUUCAGUAAAUACUUAUAUGCAUGAAUGAAUAAUGUAUUUUCAGUGUAACAGAUUUAUUAUAAAAGUGUAGUUUGACUCUACUUUGUCUUGGAGUUUGAGAGUACAGAAUUACAGGUAAUGAAGAGAGGUAUAAGUAGAUAUUUUACUGGAAAUGAAGUAUAAAUUAAUGACUUGACUUACCCGUCCAUAAGUUACUGCUAACUGGAGAUACCCUUGUAUGCCCAACCUGUAAAGGAAAGUUCUAUUUCUAUACUCAUAGGACAUUCUUCUCAGUCAGGGAACAGUAAGAAAUAUGUAGGUUUCACUCAGUUGCUCUCAACCCUGACUGCAUGUUAGAAUCAUUUGGAGAGUUUUUAAAAAUACCUAUGCCUGAAUCUUGAUUCCCAUUUUCAUGUAAUUUGAGACAAGACCUGGUCAUCAGUAUUUUUUUUUUUAAGUUCUCCAGGUAAUUUGAAUGUGCAGGAAGGAUUCAGAAUCACUGGUUUAAUUUGUUAUUGAAAACAAUGCCAGUAUUAAAUGUGUUUCCUCUUCCUUCUUGUCUGUAUAUGUGUGUGGUUUUUGUUUUGUUGUUUUGUGACCACCCUUUGCACUAGACCAUCCCUGUUAUUGGUGGUAUUGGCCUGUAUUCCCAUUGACAAAUGCAAUUUUAAUUAUUUAUUUAAUAUAGAAGGAGUAUUUUACUGUUUAAUAUUUAAACAAUGUUUAAUGUAUUUCAUUAUUAACUAGUAUUGUAGUUUGUUUUUUUCCCAUGUCUCCAUAACCUUUACUAACAUUUGUUUUUAGCAGCACAACAGUAAUCCUUAUAGAAACAACUAAUUUAUAAUGAGGAAAAUCUCAUAAUUUUUAAGGCAGAAAGAAGUAUUAAUAUUUGAUCUGCCAUGCAGAAUGAGACAAAUACAGUUUGCUUAUGAAGGGAAAGUGGCGUACUUUUAAAUUGGUCUACACAGAAAAGUACAAGUAAACUAUUCAUUAAAAUAAGAUUCAUUAUCUAAUAAAUAUUGAAGGGAAUAUUUUUCCUAAAUAAAAAUUUUUGUGACUGCUAACAAAAA